Messenger RNA from Peronospora belbahrii, 2490 nucleotides. Lineage: Eukaryota; Oomycota; Peronosporomycetes; Peronosporales; Peronosporaceae. The record is from the annotation of a GenBank genome assembly.
AUGUUAUUCCUCACGGCAUGUGCUGUGAUUGAAUACAUUGCACAAACUGUUGUGCUGGUUUUGGGACCCAUGUUGACGCUACAUUUCUAUCCAGAGACGUCAUAUCAUCGUCUUGGCUUUUACACUGCGAUUCUCUCCGGUUCAAGUUUUCUCGGUCAUGCACUGAGCUGUGGCUUUUGGAUCAAUUUGGCACGCUCACUUAAGAGUAGUAAAGGUGUUAUUCUAUGGGGAUUAGCAGUCACAGGGGCAGGGUUCUUCAGCUUGCUACUGUGCAAGAGUUUAGUGGCCAUGUCACUUGUCCGAUUUGCGACUGGGCUCAGCAGCGGUGUAUUGCCCGUGGCUCUUAUAGAGAUUGAUAAUAUUUGUGGGAACCGACAGACAAAGCUGGCUACAAUGGCGAAAACGCUGGGUGUGGGCCUUGGUGCGAUAAUUGCUUUUGGUUUUGUUACACUUGGCUUGAACCUGCCGCAGAGCUCGUUUGAGGAUUCAGCCAAAAGAGACUCAUCGCUGUACUUUUAUCCGUUCUGUUUUGUGUCAAUUUUCGCUUGGAUUUCGGUUAUAGUGAUGCUAGUGGGACUUCGUCUGCGUAGUCAGACGUCAUAUACUCAGCUUACGGAAGAGGAUGAUGAUUUUUUGAACUUUAUGCCACAAAUUCAGAUUGAUGCACAAUCUUCACCACGCUCAUCGACGAGUUUGAACACCAGUAGCACUAGUAGCAGUGAAAGCGGUAGUCCCAUGGCAACUACUGUUGCACACGUCAAGUCGGCGUUUGAGGAAGCGUUUGGACGGACAGCUAUGGGUUUAGGCAUUAAGAAAUCUGUUGCCUCACCAGCAAAACUAACAGCCAUCAAGGUGUUGGCGACCCCGCAGCCUCAUUUUCGACUAAUCCGUGGAAUUUUGCCUCAUUAUUUUCACGGCUACACAUCGGAUGGACACUUGAUCGUGUGGGAUUUUGUUGGUAGGGUCAAGAUGGACAAACUCUUCGCUUCGGGCUUUACUACUUCUGAUUUGCGCGAUCACUAUCGCUUUUUCUUGGCCUUUGCACAGGCGACGCUAUUGCGCAGAUCGACUCAAAAGAUCAUGUAUAUAGUGGACCUUGAUGGUCUAUCGCUUGGCGAUGCCGACACACGUGCAGUAGAUGGUGUGUGCGCAGUGGUUAAGAUGCUGCAACGCGAGCUGCCGGAGCGUCUGCAAGCACUUGCAGUGCUAAACUCGCCUGUGUGGUUUUCACAGGUCAUGACGCGCAUUCGCCCGCAUCUUGCAAAGCGGACUGCAGACAAAGUGUCGUUUCUGUCCAGAAAAACUGCCACUCAAGAUCUGAUUGCGCUGAUCGGUGUAGACAGUCUUCCUCAGCGCUAUGGCGGACGCAAUGGUGUAGAGAUUGGCAAGAGCGCACAAGAACGCUCUCUGGAUGACUUGCUUAAGCGAACAACUGCGUCGUUGGAACGUACAAUUGAGAUUGUAGGGACCCCGCGAUCGCGACAUUCGAAUAUUGGUCGUUUGCGUCCCGGCAGCAAUCGCUCCACCUUGAGUGACGACAGCAGUGAUGAGGAGGCAUUUUUUGACUGCUCUGAAUAUGGUUUGCAGGGCGUUGAAGACGUGGAGGACCAGGAGCCAACGAUCUCAGUGGUUGUGCACUCUCACUCCACUUUGAAGACUGAAGCCGUCGCCCGUAGUAAUGCUGCAACCCCUGGAAUGAAACAGCCACUGGACAAAAAGCCCGUGAAAGUGACUCAACCUUCAUCAAAAUCUGACGAUGCUCCUGUGCCUGACCUUGCAAUCACUCGCGAACCGCUGGCAUGUCUAGUACUACUGGUGUACUUCUUCUGGCUACUGGUACAGCUAAGUUUUGACGAGAUGCUUCCGCUGUGGUUUUUCAAGCAGAAUCCAAUGACAUUAGGUGGCAGAGUACACGCUGAACUACUUGCGUCGCAGUCAACAGUGUCAUCAAUUACGCUUACAGUUUCUGGAACGUUAGCAUCGUUUUCCAUGGCUGUACUCCUGGGCCAGAUGGUGUCAGCCAUUUUGUGUUCUUCUACUCGCAAUGUCAUGACCCCGCUUGCCACUCUACGUAUUGGCUUGCUUCUUCAAGUUCCCAUAUUGGGCUGCUUUCCACUCAUCAAUCUCUUGAAGGUGGAUGAGUUACCAUUCUCGUGGUUUAUGGUGGUGGGUGUGCUCAUGGUGAAGCAACUUGUCGCGGGUGUGGCCUUUCACGGACUUAUGGCUCUACUGGACAAUUCCCUUGCCGUUGAUCGCCGGCUUGCUGUGCAUCGUGCUGCACAACAUGUUCGAUACGUGGCCCACUUUAUCGCAAGCGCUGCAGCUCCAGCACUUUUUGCACUGCUGGGUUAUUUUGAGCAGGCGUUCCCUUUUGAUCAGAGUCUGCUGUACUUCGUGCAAGCUUUGGGGCUCAUGUUCUUGCUGUUCUUUUCUAUUGCAAUCCCUAGCCGGAUGAAUUUCCCUGUGCUCUUUAGCAUGGGCAAGCGGUGA